AUGGACAUCCAGGAGACGCAACGUCUCCUGUCCGAGUACCUGCACGAACUGGCGAACCUCUUCCACCGCGUCCCCGGCUCUGCAAUUUUCCUACGCUACGUGAAAUCCAGUUAUCAAGACGAUCCAAUCCGUUCGGCGGUCGAGCUUUUCCUCUUUCUCUUCGCCGUUCGCUACUUGCUAGCCCCGAAAUACUCGACCAAGCCUGGUGUAGUGUCAUUGUCGGAAGAUGAGAUUGACGACCUUGUGGAUGAGUGGACGCCUGAGCCUCUUGUGGGCAGGCCUAAUACCUUGGAGGAAAUGGAAGUUGAGAAGCGCACGGUGAUUGUGGGUCCUGUCGGCCCCAAAUCGAAGCUCGCCAAUGGCCGUACCGUUACUAAUCUCGCCUCGUACAAUUUUUACAACUUCAAUACAAAUGAAACUCUCAAGGAAUCCGCUAUCCAGACCCUUCGGAACUACGGCGUUGGUCCUUGUGGUCCACGAGGAUUCUACGGUAACCAGGAUGUCCAUAUGAAGACUGAGGCGGAUGUGGCGUCGUUCCUCGGUACCGCAGCUUGUAUCAUGUACUCACAGGCAUUUUCGACGAUUCCCAGUGUCAUUCCGGCUUUCUCGAAGCGUGGAGAUAUUAUUGUUGCCGAUAAGGGUGUCAGCUUUGCUAUCCGAAAGGGUAUCCAGAUUUCUCGCAGUAUCGUUCGUUGGUAUGAGCACAAUGAUAUGGAGGAUCUGGAACGGGUGCUCGCCAAGGUUACCAAGGAGCAGGCUCGCAAGCCGUUGACUCGGCGGUUCAUCAUUACCGAGGGUCUUUUCGAGUCCUAUGGUGACAUGGUGGACCUGCCCAAGAUUCUGAGACUCAAGUACAAGUUCCGUCUCAUCUUGGACGAGACUUGGUCGUUCGGUGUUUUGGGCCGCACUGGCCGUGGUGUCACCGAGCACCAGAACGUUGACGCAGCCGAGGUUGACAUGAUUGUUGGGUCGCUGGCUGGCCCUCUCGUGGCAGGUGGAGGCUUCUGUGCUGGCUCCGAGGAGAUUGUUCAUCACCAGCGGAUUUCGGCCGCGGCCUACACCUUCUCUGCAGCUCUUCCCGCUCUCUUGUCCACUACUGCCAGUGCGUGCAUCGACCUUCUUCAAAACAACCCCGACACCGUCUCCCAGCUCCGGGAGUACACCAAGGCUCUGCGGGCUCAAUUGGAUCCUCGCAGUGACUGGAUGUCCUGUACCAGUGCGACUGAGAACCCGAUUCUCAUUCUGACUAUCAAGCCCGAGGUUGUCACUUCGAAGAAGCUCUCGUAUGAAGAUCAGCAGUUCUUGCUUCAGGAUGUCGUCGACGAGUGCCUGGCCAACGGAGUCCUGAUUUCCCGCCUCAAGACUCUGGAAGACAACUUUCAGCCCAAGCAAUUCGUCCCCGCCGCGUUGAAGGUGUGCGUGACCAUUGGUCUAACUAAGAAGGAGAUCGAGAAAUCCGGAACGAUCAUCCGACACGCGAUCACGAAAGUGUUGAGCAAGAAAAAGUAA
Molecule: messenger RNA, 1509 nt
Organism: Penicillium atrosanguineum
Lineage: Eukaryota; Fungi; Ascomycota; Eurotiomycetes; Eurotiales; Aspergillaceae
Gene: lcbA
Product: serine C-palmitoyltransferase subunit lcbA
Exons: 4
Coding region: 1-1509 (502 amino acids)
Biological process (GO): ceramide biosynthetic process; sphingosine biosynthetic process
Cellular component (GO): endoplasmic reticulum
Molecular function (GO): pyridoxal phosphate binding; serine C-palmitoyltransferase activity
Source: RefSeq, a predicted model, not a curated record